Molecule: messenger RNA, 2308 nt
Organism: Athalia rosae (coleseed sawfly)
Lineage: Eukaryota; Metazoa; Arthropoda; Insecta; Hymenoptera; Athaliidae
Product: afadin- and alpha-actinin-binding protein-like
Exons: 9
Coding region: 639-1433 (264 amino acids)
Source: RefSeq, a predicted model, not a curated record
GUUGAGAGUAGUACCCAUGUACACUCCCUGAUUGGCCCGGUCAGUAGGAGUGGGGGAGUUGAUAUAAAUAGCGAGCGCUUGCGCGGCAACGCCAUGUCUACGUCGACCUUCGAAUCACUUCGAAUCGUCUAGAAUCUAGAUGUUCUCCGUCUGUUUCCGUGUAACUCACUGUCUUGACUGAAGAUUAGUAUUACAACGGUAAUAUACAUAUUUAAAACAAUCCUAUAUGCGCCCCGCAUCCCAAAAGGUGAAUGCGGAAAUGAUUUCCCUGGUUGUGACUGGUUGAUUUAUUGAUGAUCACAAUUAACUGCGGUCUAGUGAGAGGGCGUAACCUCGCGGGACCUUGCUACGGAUGCUCGAUGGGGACAUCUGCUAAAUCUCUGUGUCGGCGUCAAAGAUCUUUAUGUAUUGGUCGGCGUUCCCACUGCAUCAGCUCCGAUAUACACCAUCCGCAUAUUCGGCCUACUCUCAACGAUCAACGCUUUCAACGAUGUCACGCGAGUUCGUAAGGCACCCUGCCUGCGUCAAAAAAAAAAGGAUCAGCUAGCUCUCUUCGUGGCCCCCUACAAAGUCAUUGAUGAACUUAAAUUAAAGAUUGGUCGAACUCUUACAUUUUUUCCUAAUCUUGCACAACAACUAUGGAUAGAGAUGCUGUCAGUAGGUCCUCUGCAAAGAGUCUAAGAACUAUGUUGGAUAUCCACGACGAAACGUUAGAGAAAGAAACAAUCUUUUGUACAUCGGACAACUUGGCCAAUGCUCUGUUGACAUUGUCAGAGGAACUUGAAUCUUUUGGUCUUCUUGCUUCAACACUCAACUUCAAUGACUCAUUAUCGAUGAAAUCUGUGAAAUACACUCUGAUCAAAUUAAUAAAUGCUACUUGGGGUUUGGCUCACAAGCAUAGAGUACUGAUCAAAGUAAAUGAUCAGGCUAGUGAUGUGCAACAUAGAACUGCUAAUGAUAAUUCUAGUCUCAUUAAUCAUGUGAAGCGUCUGAAAGAUGAAUUAGAGAAGAAACAGCAUCAACUCGAUGAAUCUCAAGAAAAAGAGAGAAGACUGAAAGUAAAAUUUGAAGUGCUAUCUCGAGAGCUCAAACGCGAAAAAGACGAGGUUGCAAAGCUGCGUAAACAGUUACAGUCUAAAGACAUCCAACAUACUCAUGAAGUCAAACGGCUCCAACAAAAUAGUCACAAACUUCGCGAUCAACUGCAGAAAUCUGUUGGGACGUAUGUGCCAAGAGAUAAGGCGUUUCAAAAUAUACAGAUUGAGCACGAGCGGCAACUGAGUAUGUACAAACAGACGAUCCACCGUCUCGAAGAAAACAACAGAAAACUUUUGCUGGACAAUAAUGAUCUGAGAGAUGAACUGAGUCUUCACUCCAAUGCAAUUGAUCUACAGGCUGAGGCUUCGGGAAUUUGGAAUGAUGCUGGCAUCUAGAACUUCAAAUGUGGGUCUCAUAUAAUAUAACCCACAACGAAGUUCGGCCGCAAACUCCGACCGUAAGCUUCACAAGGACUGAAUACUGGUAUCAAAAGUCGACCAAAUCUCAUAUUCUCCAUAUUCUAGCUUUUCCUUAACAUUCGAUUUACUAGGUAUAUGUUACUAUUAUAAAUUAAUUUUUCCGUAGCUUAAUUUUUGUCACAUAGUAUAUAAUCUAAUAUCCCAUUUUUGACACAGGAAAAAUGCGAAUUGUACAUUCAGUAGGACGUAAAAUAAUGAUCGUGAGCAAAUUGUAAUAUUGAAUUGAUGUUCAUAUGUAUAUAAUCUAUUGUCUCUUAAAUGAGCUAACCUUAUGUGAAGAAAAUCAAAGUUGAUGCUUAAAAAACUAAUCUAGUGUUAUGCGUGAUCGUUAAAAUCGUAGUCUAGAUUUCGGAUGAUGUCUGGAGAAAAAAAGACCAUCCGAUAAUCACCCGCGUUCUCUGUCUUGUAAUUAAGCUGGUCAUAAACAGUUCGACGUCCAUAUAUUGACUAGUCAAUUGAUCUUAUAAGUUUAUCCUAAUAUUGGCUAUAAAAUAGUUGUGAUUUGUCAUAAACUUAAUAAUUUAGUAUAUUGUCCUGGAGUUCGUCACGUUUUGACUGUUUUUGCUAUAUUUUGGCUUGUUUUUGCCUUCGAUUGCAGUAGUCCAGUAAACGAGUUUGAUAUUAUUAGAAUACAGUAUCCCCUACAAAGAUUAACGAUCUAAUCAUCUCCUUUAGAUAAUAAUGUAAAUCUAAAAUAAGUUUGAACCUAAUUUACACACCAAAUAUAGGAUUACUAGUAAAUUUGCAAUUGACUAAAAAUUAUAAUUAAAGGUAUCCUUGAACCUGCAAAA